Molecule: messenger RNA, 2786 nt
Organism: Suricata suricatta (meerkat)
Lineage: Eukaryota; Metazoa; Chordata; Mammalia; Carnivora; Herpestidae
Gene: BMP6
Product: bone morphogenetic protein 6
Exons: 10
Coding region: 1-1341 (446 amino acids)
Biological process (GO): SMAD protein signal transduction
Cellular component (GO): extracellular region
Molecular function (GO): cytokine activity; growth factor activity
Source: RefSeq, a predicted model, not a curated record
AUGGAUGUCCCUAUGCAUGUUAUCAUCAUUAAGAUCCAGCUGGUGAAAAUAAUCCAGAGGAAAUGCAACCCUGGUGGGAUUAGUGUUGGUGUUUCCAGUACUUCGGUCAGCGAGAAACUGACCUGGGACAUUGGAAGAACUGGUCUAGAUGAUGCCUGUAGAUCCUCCUCCCUGGAGCUGGGAAUGUGCAGGAGACUCUCGCAGCUGAAUCCAGGCAUCCGCUCUGGGGAUCCACACGCUCGCCGCACCUCUGAAAAUGAAAAUGAAGUGAAUCACCGGAGCAAAGAAUGUGCUCUCUGGUGCUACACCAAGAAUAAAGAUCCAACAGGGCUAAACACAGCAGCACAGCUGUCCCUCAAAAGGGACCUGGAGCGCGUACUGUCCCAGAGACAGACAGAUUCGUCCCUGGGAAUGGUCCUGGGAGAAGUGUUUGUUGUGUUUUUGCAAGAUGUGGGGAUCCAAGUGGAGCACGAGAAGGAGUUCUCCCCUGGCCAGCGAUACCACAAAGAGUUCAAGUUCAACUUAUCCCAGAUUCCUGAGGGUGAGGCGGUGACGGCUGCAGAAUUCCGAAUCUACAAGGACUGUGUUGUGGGGAGUUUUAAAAACCAAACUUUUCUUAUCAGCAUUUAUCAAGUCUUGCAGGAGCAUCAGCACAGAGACUCUGACCUAUUUUUGCUGGACACCCGCGUGGUAUGGGCCUCGGAAGAAGGCUGGCUGGAAUUUGACAUCACGGCCACCAGCAAUCUGUGGGUCGUGACCCCACAGCACAACAUGGGGCUUCAACUGAGCGUGGUGACUCGGGAUGGACUCAACAUCAACCCCCGAGCCGCAGGCCUGGUGGGCAGAGACGGCCCUUACGACAAGCAGCCCUUCAUGGUGGCCUUCUUCAAAGUGAGCGAAGUGCACGUGCGCACCACGAGGUCCGCCCCCGGCCGGCGCCGGCAGCAGAGCCGCAACCGCUCCACACAGUCGCAGGACGUGUCGCGGGUCUCCAGCGCCUCAGAUUAUAACAGCAGUGAGUUGAAAACGGCCUGCAGGAAGCACGAGCUCUAUGUGAGCUUCCAGGACCUGGGAUGGCAGGACUGGAUCAUCGCGCCCAAGGGCUAUGCCGCCAACUACUGUGACGGAGAAUGCUCCUUCCCGCUCAACGCACACAUGAACGCCACGAACCAUGCCAUUGUGCAGACGCUGGUUCACCUUAUGAAUCCUGAGUAUGUCCCCAAACCAUGCUGUGCACCGACCAAACUAAAUGCCAUCUCGGUUCUUUACUUUGAUGACAACUCCAAUGUCAUCUUGAAAAAAUACAGGAAUAUGGUCGUCAGAGCUUGCGGAUGCCACUAACUCAAAACCAGUCGCUGGGGACACAGAUGCUGCCUUGGGUUCCCAGAUGACGUCUGCCUUAAAAAAAAAAAAAAACAUUCCGAAGCACAGUGAAGGGGGGAGGCGAGGCUUUGAAGCCGUUCGGUGCUGGUAGGCGCCUUACCGCCCACGGAAGAUGGUCAAGGGCCUCAUGAAUAAUCCGCUCACACGGUAAAUGUGAGCGGUUGUUGGUCUAUAGGAAGCGGAGUUUGGAUGUUUGUUGUACAAAGUCUGGUCAAUGACAGAAAUGUAACUUUGAAGGGUUCCCCCCUCCAAAAAGAAAAAGAGCCCACCAAAAUUAGUUCUAGCUUUAGAUCAAGCUACUUGUGGUUAGUGUCUAACAGUAAAUAGGGAAAAUAAUCUUAAAAGGAAUAUUCUCAGCUCAAGGAUCAGCCUGUUCGGUGGUGGUUGUUGAAGGUAGACCUACAGGUAAUGGGAACUAGGAGGAAAUGCCUGGGCUCACAGAUCUCGUUCCGGAAGGUCAGUGUCAUGUAGGAUCGAUGGCCGGGCUGUCCCCAGGGCUGUAAGUGCCUUUUGUCCCCGUCACUGCCGUUAGCGCUUGUGCUGGAGCUCUGUUGGUGGGAAAAUAUACUUACAAACCGCGCCGUUUCCACACCGCAGACCCCCGACCCCCACGCCAACGUCUGCUGCUGUGCUGAGGCCCUAAGUGGAGCGAGCGGGCGUUGCGGUGAGGCUGCGGGGGGCCAGAGGCGUUCUGGGUAGCCGUCGCUUUACCCGUGUAACAUGUGAAAGCAAUUCUGCGCCUCCUCUCUUCUGGAACGGCUCUUGGAAAAGCAUAGUAACUUCGGGAACGCCGGCUCUAGUAUUUCACUAUCUCAGUAAAACAGUUCUCUGCCUUUCACUGGACGGCGUGCCGGGUCUCGGGGUGAGAAGCAACAAAGGAAACAAAAUGAGGAAGGCAGCCCCCAGCCGCGAGGAAGGGGAUGGGUAUGCCCUGGGGAGCCCAAGUCCCGUUUCUCUUGUAGAAAGUAAGACGCCGAUGAAAUCGUAGAAUGUUUUUAAAGUGUCUCUUUCACAAUCAUGUACUAGGAAGCCAAUUUCAUACUAAACUGAUUAAAUAAUACAUUUAUGACCUAAAACUGUUUGCACUUACAGCUUUUUUGUAAAUAGAAACUAUAAUUUAUUGUCUAUUUUAUAUCUGUUUUGCUGUAACAUUUAAGGAAAGACCAGACUUUUUUUUGAAAAAGAAUUUAUUUAGAAAGUAUCAUAGUGUAAACAAAUUGUACCACUUGGAUUUUCUCUCAAUACAUGACUCAUGAUGCAAAGCUGAAGCCACUCAUGAGGAUUGUGCUUCUCUAGGAAGUUGGGGUUUGAAAAGAACAUCUGUGAACCAUACAUAAUCAAUAAAGAUCUCCUUUAAGGCAGAGGUUGGCCAAGAUCCUGCUGUUGCCUUCUGCCGCAGACAG